Messenger RNA from Lacerta agilis (Sand lizard), 1059 nucleotides. It is a transcript of the gene GSC, whose product is annotated as goosecoid homeobox. Gene Ontology annotation, molecular function: RNA polymerase II cis-regulatory region sequence-specific DNA binding; DNA-binding transcription factor activity, RNA polymerase II-specific. The record is from RefSeq and is a predicted model, not a curated record. Gene Ontology annotation, biological process: regulation of transcription by RNA polymerase II. NCBI's taxonomy places the organism in Eukaryota, Metazoa, Chordata, Lepidosauria, Squamata, Lacertidae. The transcript is spliced from 3 exons. Gene Ontology annotation, cellular component: nucleus. Bases 30 to 824 code for a protein of 264 amino acids.
CUCCCUCCGAGCCGCGCGCUUUGGGGGCUAUGCCUGCGGGCAUGUUCAGCAUCGACAACAUCCUGGCGGCCAGACCCCGCUGCAAGGAGUCGGGGCUUCUGCAGCAGCAGCAGCAGCAGCAGCAAGCGGCGCCUCAGCCGAGCGCGCCGUCGGUGGUUUUCUCGACCAGCCUGCACGGCGGGGACUCGCUGUACGCCUCGGCCGCCGCCGCCGGCGGAGACUACGGCGGAUAUUACUCGCGGGCGGUGGCCCCGGCCUCCAACUUGCCCGCGCUGGGCGGAUCUCGACUGGGAGGCUAUGGCAACUAUUACUACGGGCAGCUGCACGUCCAGGCGUCCGCCGUGGGGCCGCCUUGCUGCGGCGCGAUGCAGCCCCUGGGCGCGCAGCAGUGCUCCUGCGUCCCGGCAACAGGCUACGAAGGGACCGGGUCCGUUCUGAUGUCUCCGGUGCCCCAUCAGAUGCUGCCGUACAUGAACGUGGGCACCUUGUCCCGGACUGAGCUGCAGCUGCUGAACCAGCUGCACUGCCGUCGGAAAAGGAGGCACCGCACCAUCUUCACGGACGAACAGCUGGAGGCUCUGGAAAACCUCUUCCAGGAAACCAAAUACCCAGAUGUGGGCACCAGGGAACAGCUGGCCAGGAGGGUCCAUUUGCGGGAGGAGAAAGUGGAGGUUUGGUUCAAGAACCGCCGGGCUAAAUGGAGAAGGCAAAAGAGGUCUUCUUCGGAGGAGUCAGAAAAUGCCCAGAAAUGGAAUAAAGCUUCCAAAACAUCCCCAGAGAAGAGACAAGAAGAAAGCAAAAGCGAUUUGGACUCCGACAGCUGAUACCUUACCCUCCACCCACCCACCCACCCCGAGGAUAAAUUUGCUGGGCCGGCGGAACGGACAUACCUUGCCUGCACAACUUGCACCGAGAAGGAAGAUGCUUAAGAAUUCUUGCACAGACUCUGCCUACGCAGGAGGAGGGAAAGGAGGACCGUAUAAAUAUAUAAAUAUAUCUAUCUGUAUAUAAUGUACACAUGACGACCCUGGGAGCGAUCCCUUUUAAAUAAAGCGUGUU